AUGGACGCAAAUUUAUCAAUUCAAGAUAAAAUUAGGAUCCGCGCUGCCUGGCUUUGGAUGAAGUUAAACCAUCCGCUGAUAAAAGAAUUGAAUGUCGAUGAGCCUAGCGAUCUAACGGAUGCUACCGAAACGCUUCUUGAAUACAAUGCUGAAGCGGCUGACGAAUCUGCCAAUAUGUCACGACUUGAGGCUUUUCAUAUGGGACCCGUAGGCACUGGUGGCCCCACGACAGCCGACGAGGCAAACAACUUAGCCAACUUGACUUUUGGUUUGUUGGGACGAGAUCAAGAGGUCGUUAAAUACUCAAACCCCCGUCUUUUGGGCUAUUUAUUCCCGACGUUGUACCCAAGCGGCCAAGGGUUCUUUUCGUUGGACUACAGUGGUGUAAAACGAGGAUGCAAUGGCGAAAUUGAAGUGUUCGAAGUAAAAGAUAUUAAUUAUCGAAAUGACCAGGCAAGUGUUCAAGAUCUUUCAUUGUUAUCUGAGGACAAUAGUGAUGGAUCAACGUCCGAUGCUCGUAGCGUUGACGAGCCAAGUGAUGAUCAAGACCAGAUCGAAAAUCCAGAAGCCGAGUAUGUAGAGUCUGAUGUAGAUUCAGACUCUAGUGAUAAUGAAG
Molecule: messenger RNA, 616 nt
Organism: Gamsiella multidivaricata
Lineage: Eukaryota; Fungi; Mortierellomycota; Mortierellomycetes; Mortierellales; Mortierellaceae
Exons: 1
Source: RefSeq, a predicted model, not a curated record